Molecule: messenger RNA, 2311 nt
Organism: Paramecium pentaurelia
Lineage: Eukaryota; Ciliophora; Oligohymenophorea; Peniculida; Parameciidae
Source: the annotation of a GenBank genome assembly
AUGGAAUAAUCAUUCUUGAACAAAUAAGUAAAAUCAGACAACUGGUUAUUUAGUGACAUUACACCAUUGAUUAACACUAUCAAUGGUAUGGAUGGACAAAUAUAAAAUAAUGAUUUAAAGAAAUUUGUUAUUAAAGAAUCAGAUUGUGAAUAGAUCCUUUAAGAAUUAAAAGAGUAAAUUUUUAUCAAGAUUAUUAGUAUUUUACAAUCAAAGCCAAAAUAUCUAUAUAGAAAGAUCUUUAGACACUUCUUCUUGUUUAGAACUUUCUAAUUACUUGGAAUAUAAACAGCCACAGAUAUGAUAAUGUUAGGAAAUUUACUAAUGUUAAAUUAUGCUACAGAUUCCUUAAUAAAUUUAAAUAGAGAAUUGUUGUAUCAACCCAUAUUAUCAAUUUGUGGUAUUAUUUCUCUCUCUCUUCUCAAGUAUUUAAAGGAUUUUAUAAUUAAGAACAUAUUUCAAUGCCAAAACAGAUUAGUUUGUGAAUCUAUUUGUACUUAGACUUAGAUUGAUAUCUGAAUAUUUGAUCUAUGAUAAAGCUUUAAGAGUCUAAUGCAUUAGUAAUAAAGGUGAUAGUGAUAGUCAUUCAGCUAAUAUCAAUGUAAAUAGAAAUAUAUAUAUUUUUUAGACACUUUUAACAGCAGACUUGGAUUAAAUUAUGUUAAUUAACUUUACAAUCAGAGACACAUGGGAAGCAAUCCUUUUAAUAACAGGAUGUUUAAUAUUUUUAUAUCAUCUUGAUUCUCAUGCAGGUACAAUAGUUGUAAUUACAAUGCUUUGUGCUUAAGUUUUUAAUUUAAUUGUUACAGCUGUGAUGAUGAGAUCAGAAAAGAAAAUGUUAGAAUAUAAGGAUAUGAGAGUUGGGUUGUCAACAGAUGUUAUUGAAGGAAUGAAAUAAAUUAAAUAUUUAUCAUGGGAAGAGACCUUUAGUAAAAAGAUAAUGGGAUUUAGAAAUUGGGAAUUCUUUAUGCUUAGUUUAUUAAAAGGAUUUGAUGGAUUAUGUUCAAUAUUUUGGAAUAAUGUCAGUUAUGUAUUAUUAUGUACUUAUAUAAUUUCAUCGGUAAGUAAUGGUAAAUCACUCUCUGAUUUGAAUAUAUUCUCUUUAAUAGCUGUAUUUAAUACAAUGAUUUUUCCUUUAGGAAUUUUACCUUGGUGUAUAAAUUCUGGAUUAUUAGCAUAUGUUUCAUUUAAGAGAAUCUCAUAAUUUCUUAAAUAAUAAGAGAUUGAUCCUGAUGAUCGUUUCUAAUUACCAUAUGUUAAAGAGGGUGAUGUUGUAUUAAUUGAAGGUUUAUUAUGUGAAUGGCCAAUUGAGAAGAAUGAAUAAUAAAAAAGAGCUUAAAAAAAGAAUUAAAUUAGUGAUGAUGUAAUUGUAUUUAAUUAAAUUAAUGAAAAUUCUUAAUUCAUAUUAAGGAUUGAUGAAUUGAAGAUAGAGAGAAAUACUUUAAAUUUUAUAAUAGGAAAGAUUGGAUCAGGAAAGAGUGCUUUAUUUAAUGCAAUUUUAAAUGAAUUAUAAAAGUAUAAUUAAUAUGAAGGAAUGUACAACAGUAAUUCAAUUAGAUCUGAUUCAUUAAUUUCAGGAUAAAGAAUGUUGACUAUUAGUGAUUAAAUAAUAAUAAAAGGAAAUAUAGGUUAUUGUUCUUAAACAUCUUGGGUUUAGAAUAUGAGUAUUAGGGACAAUAUAUUAUUUGGAUUACCUUUUAAUUAGAAAUUAUAUAAUGAAGUAAUAGAUGUAUGUGAAAUAAGGAAAGAUAUUAUGACUUUUGAGAAAUAGGAUUUUCAUGAAAUAGGACCUGAUGGUAAGAAUUUAAGUGGAGGAUAAAAAUAAAGAAUUACAUUAGCCAGAGCAUUAUAUUAAAAUUGUGAUAUAUAUUUAUUUGAUGACAUAUUCUCAUCAUUAGACAUUCAUAUAGCAGAUCAAAUAUUUUAGAAAACUAUAUUAGAUUUUUUAAUAAAUAAUGGAAAAACAGUUUUAUUGAUUACUUCUCAUUAUAGAUAUUUAAAUUAAGUGCCUCCUAAUGUUAAAUCAAGAAUAAUAUAUUUAGAAAAUGGAUAAAUAAUUAAUGAUAAGAAUAUCAUAAAUGAAUAUUUGGAAAAAGAAUAAGAACCAGAAGAAGAUAAACCAAAUAUUGAAGAGGAAUUAGAGUAAAUGAUACCAGAAUUGAUUAAAUAGAAAAGUUCUAAGAAAAGUGAGAAAGAAUAAUUUUAGCAUAAAGUUGAAGAUGAUGAUACUGAAAAUUAGGAAUAAAGAGAAUAAGGAAAAAUUAAUAUGAAUACUUGGAUAACAUACUUUAGUAGUAUGAGUUGGUUUCUUUGA